Botrytis byssoidea is the source of this 990-nucleotide messenger RNA. RefSeq lists its product as uncharacterized. Lineage: Eukaryota; Fungi; Ascomycota; Leotiomycetes; Helotiales; Sclerotiniaceae. The coding region runs from base 1 to 990 and encodes 329 amino acids. The record is from RefSeq and is a predicted model, not a curated record. Gene Ontology annotation, molecular function: nickel cation binding. The transcript has a single exon.
AUGCUAUCUCCUUUCCCCCCUUCAUCGUCUGCUCCAGGCGAGGGGCAUUUGGUUGCUCACUUACUACCUCAUUCAAUCUCCGCUCUAUCAAGAAUGACUUUUCAAUACCCACUAAAAUUGAUAUCUCCUUCCCCUUCAGCUGAACAAAAGAGCGUCCUGGUCUUUCUUUUGACAUAUGGUGGAGGCCUUGUCGGCGGGGAUCAAGUUCAUCUCAAGAUAGAUGUCAAUCCAAAUGCAAAGUUGAGUAUCGUUACACAAGGUCAUACCAAGAUAUUCAAAUCGCCAACACGUGAUAUUAUUACACGUCAACAUUUACAAGUUACCAUUGAGGAUGGUGCGUCUGUUUGUUUAUUACCCGAUCCAGUUCAACCUUUCGCAGAAAGUGUAUAUGAACAAUCACAAACUUUCAAUCUCAAAGAAGGCGGAUCCCUUUGUUUAUUAGAUUGGGUUUCAGCUGGGAGAACUGCAAGAGGGGAAAAUUGGGAUUUACGAGCAUGGAGUGGACGAAACGAAAUUUGGUCGAUAGGAAAGGAUAUGAAGAAGAGGCUUCUGCUAAGAGAUAAUGUCUUGUUAGAAGGGGAUGAAGCAACAGCCCAAGAGAAAUUACUACGGCAUAAAAUGCGCGGGAAUGGUAUAUUUGGUACAUUGAUCCUGAAAGGUCCUUUGGUCGAGAAGCUAUCUGCAUUCUUCUUGUCUGAAUUUGCUGCACUUCCCAGAAUUGGUGCCAGGGAUUUUCGUUCUGAUGAUAGGAAAGAAAAAGAUAGCGAGAUUGUUCUAUCGAGAGAAGAAUCAUGGAGACUUCGACGACUUCAACAAGAAAGGAAUGAAGAUAUUCUUUGGUCCGCUGCCAAAGUGAGAGGAUGUACAGUGGUAAAAUUUGGGGCUCCAACUGUUGAAAGUGGCCGAGUAUGGAUUGGUGGUAUGAUCAAAGAAGAAUGUAGUAUAUCUGAGAUCUUUGGAGAAGAUUCAUUGAUGUGUGUCCGCGAAUGA